AUGGCUUCAAACAGUUUGUUCAGCAGCCCCAUGCUGUACUGGGAUCCGGUAGUGAAGCGUCCGCCAACGCCGUCGCCCGCCGACCGCCAUCAGGACGCCCGUGAGGGCCGGCCCCGCCAGCCGCGCAGCACAGCGCCCCCUAGAGGCCUGGUGCAGACCGACAGCCCGAACUUCCUGUGCAGCGGCCUGCCGCAGCACUGGAGGUGUAACAAGACGCUGCCGAGGACCUUCACCGUGGUCGCCGCGUGCAACGACGUGCCGGACGGCGUGGUCGUCAUGGUGAUGGCCGGCAACGACGACAACUGCAGCGCCGAGUUGCGCAACGCCACCGCGACCAUGAAGCAAGGCCACGCCCACUUCAACGACCUGCGCUUCAUCGGCCGCAGCGGCAGAGGUAAGAGCUUCACUCUGUCCAUCAACGUUCUGACGGCGCCGCCUCAGAUCGCCACCGUGCAGCGAGCCAUCAAGGUCACCGUGGACGGGCAGCGGCUGCCGAGACGACAGAGGCAGAAGGAGGGGAAGUCGGCAGUGUUCCGGUUGCCUAGCAGCAGCACGUCAUCAUCAGACUGUAGACCCUAUCCCUCCUCUCGGUGGACCGAGCCGUCGUUCCUGGGCCAGGUGACCUCCUUCCCUCCGACUCCCAGAAUGCACCACCUGCCUGCCCUCCCCUACUCCAGCCAGCCCGCCGCCUACAGCCCCUUCCUGUCCGCCGCCCCACCCCCCCCGCUGAGCCACGGUGGUCCGUUCCAGCCGGGCAACUUCUACUACGGACCAAACCAAACGCUCCAGACCGCGGGGGAGGAGCGCAACGUCGUCGCCACUCUGGCCAAUUACAUAGAAGGGGCGUGUCUCUCGAUAAGAGGGGAGGAGCCUGUCUGGAGGCCUUAUUAGAUACAAUAUUGUGGGGG
Messenger RNA from Pseudoliparis swirei, 908 nucleotides. It is a transcript of the gene runx2a, whose product is annotated as RUNX family transcription factor 2a. Gene Ontology annotation, cellular component: nucleus. NCBI's taxonomy places the organism in Eukaryota, Metazoa, Chordata, Actinopteri, Perciformes, Liparidae. The transcript has 6 exons. Bases 1 to 891 code for a protein of 296 amino acids. Gene Ontology annotation, biological process: regulation of cell differentiation; neuron differentiation; regulation of transcription by RNA polymerase II. Gene Ontology annotation, molecular function: ATP binding; RNA polymerase II cis-regulatory region sequence-specific DNA binding; DNA-binding transcription factor activity, RNA polymerase II-specific. The record is from RefSeq and is a predicted model, not a curated record.